Molecule: messenger RNA, 1662 nt
Organism: Podospora bellae-mahoneyi
Lineage: Eukaryota; Fungi; Ascomycota; Sordariomycetes; Sordariales; Podosporaceae
Gene: MAF1
Product: RNA polymerase III-inhibiting protein maf1
Exons: 2
Coding region: 1-1044 (347 amino acids)
Biological process (GO): negative regulation of transcription by RNA polymerase III
Cellular component (GO): nucleus
Molecular function (GO): RNA polymerase III core binding
Source: RefSeq, a predicted model, not a curated record
AUGAAGCAGUACCUAUCUCUCCCAGCGUUCGACAAAGUGACGAGCGCCCUCAACUUUGAUACACCCGAUUGUCACAUACAAGGCAGCUGUGAUCUUUACACGACCAAGGCCGCCGGUUCGGACAAGAAGCUCUACAAGAAUAUCUCCCAAUCCCUCGAGUCACAACAUGCCGCCCUUCUCAAGUUCGACGCAAGCCUUUCCCCACCUCGGCGCAGUUCAAUGGCAGCGAGUCUUAACCUGGAGCGCUCCUCGCCCUUUGGCUCCCUAAACGAGGUGUCGAACCGGCGCACCUUCGCCUACCUUAUCGCGACCCUCAACGCAUCGCACACUGAUUAUGACUUCUCCAAGGUUCUCCGCCCGGGCGAUUUCAAGCGCGAGAAUGUCUUGCGCUCCGUCAUGACCCACAUUGACAACACACUCCGCAGCGUGCGACCAAACACCAACUUCCUCGACCCAAUGGCCGCUUAUGACUCCCCGUCCUCCAAGGUGUCCGAGUUUGACACGGGCGUCUCACCAUCCCCACCUUGGGGCCCUGAGAUGUGGUCGUUGAUCGACCAGGAGAUGGAUCUGAAGGAGUGCAGCAUCUUCUCAUACCAACCCGCCAAUGACCCCUUUGAGGACGAUGAGGGUGCCAUCUGGGCCUUCCACUACUUCUUCUUCAACAAGGCCUUGAAGAGAGUCUGCUACAUCCACGUUAGAGGCGUGCCUGUCAUGAGCCAGAGCCCCAGUGUCAGACCGCAUGCCCUCUUGUCGCGGGGAAGCACCCAGUCGUGGGCCGACAAUCAGGAUGAUGACACUGUUGGCGCGAACAAGCGAGCCAUCUUCUGGUUAGGCGAUAGAAUCGCCGAGCGGAUCGAAAUCAGUGACGAUGACAUGGAUGACGGUUUAAUAUGGAACCGCGAUGCCGACGGCGACGUCUCUUACCACUACGACGACGAUGACGACUACGAUUACGAUGACGACCUGGACCUGGCUGCCGACGACAGCCACUUCGGGCGGGGUGUGAGCGAGGACAUCGCUUCGAGGAUGGAGAUUGACGUCUAAAGAGUUUGGCGUUUUCCAAGCUUUUGUUUACGUAACCGCCCCAUCGCCACCGACGGUUGUAUUUUGUCAUUAUUUACGCAAUCCUGUGCUUUUCGGGAUUAUUUUUUUCAGCAUCGUAAAGGGGUGCACUACGACCUCGGCUUUAAUUUCCAUUCAACAUUGUCGGGUGCGCAUGAUACCCGAACGAGGUGUACUAACUGAGAUGCCUCUACGCGUCAUGACCUCUUGUACUUUCCUUCUUCGUGUUCUUUUUGGUUUCUUGUUUUGUUUUAUGGGCUUUAAUUCGGCGUGCUUGAUGGGUUUUGUAUCGCAGGUUCGAUGGAUGGCAGGUGGACAAUAUACACACACAACAUGCAUUUGGGCCGGGUAGGAGGUGUUCUGUUACGCAUAAGGGUGGACAAGGUAUUCAAGGGGCGCUUUUGGUUCUCAGGUCAGUGAGAGAGGCGCUGUGAAUCGGAGUUCUUGGGUGGGCGGGCAUGUUUGGUUUGCGAGGGGACUUGAGUAUAUGUUCUUCUAGCGUGUACAGUCAGUCAUAUUUGAUGACAAGAAUUCAAUUUUAAGUAUUAUGACUUGGCCUCUGUUUUGCUAUUGACCGUUUUUGAACCAGUCAACGCUCCC